This is a messenger RNA of Ailuropoda melanoleuca (giant panda), 9149 nucleotides long. RefSeq names its product family with sequence similarity 135 member B (gene FAM135B). The record is from RefSeq and is a predicted model, not a curated record. Lineage: Eukaryota; Metazoa; Chordata; Mammalia; Carnivora; Ursidae. The transcript has 20 exons. Gene Ontology annotation, biological process: lipid metabolic process. Bases 262 to 4455 code for a protein of 1397 amino acids.
UGUUGCGCCGAGAGGGGGCAGCUGCGGAGUUCCAUAACCAUAGCAACCGCAUCAGCACCGCGGCGGCGGCGGCGGCGCGGGCAGCAGCUCUCGCUCCUCCUCCAGGCAGCCUCGCCGCGGGCACCGGAGACCCAGCUCGCGAGUGCCCGGACCCCGCGGUGCGCCCACCGCCGCCGCGGAGAGCCGGGAGGGAGGGAGCCGGCGCGGCCCGGAGCCGAGGGGAGUCCUGCAGCGGGAGACAGGUAAUGAACCAAAAAGAUCAUGUCUGAAGUACAAGGAACGGUUGAGUUUUCUGCAGAGCUACAUAAAUUUUAUAAUGUGGAUCUCUUUCAGAGAGGGUAUUACCAGAUCCGAAUGACCUUGAAGGUGUCCUCAAGGAUCCCCCACAGACUGAGCGCCUCCAUUGUUGGGCAGACAGACAGCAGCAGCCUGCAGUCAGCCUGCGCCCAUGAGAACGCCGUGCAUAGCCGGGUCUUUCAGAUCUUAUACAGGAAUGAAGAGGUCCCCAUAAAUGACGCCGUCAUCUUCCGCGCUCAUUUGCUCUUAGAUGGAGAAAGGGUGGAAGAGGCACUAAGUGAGGUGGAUUUUCAGCUCAAGGUGGAUCUGCACUUCACCGACAGCGAACAGCAGCUGAGGGACGUGGCGGGGGCCCCCCUGAUUAGUAGCCGCACGCUCGGCCUACACUUCCACCCCCGGAGAGGUCUGCACCACCAGGUUCCUGUCAUGUUCGACUAUUUCCACCUGUCCGUCAUCUCAGUGACCAUCCACGCCGCCCUGGUGGCUCUGCAGCAGCCCUUGAUCAGUUUUACUCGUCCGGGAAGAGGCUCCUGGCUUGGUAAAGGUGGGCCGGACACGGGACCAGAACAGUCCAGCCUCUCUCUGGAAAACCUGGUCUUCGGAGCUGGGUACUGCAAGCCGACUUCCUCGGAGGGGAGCUUCUACGUGCCGUCCGAGACCUGCAUGCAGCACGCACACCGGUGGCACCGGGAGCUGUGUUUCCUGCUCCUACACGCCUACCGGGGACUCCGCGCCUACUUCCUGGGCAUCAUGACGGACAUCCCGGAGCUGCCGCACAUGGAGCUAGAGUCCCUUGCUGUUGAGGAAACGCUGUCUCAGCUGUGCUCAGAGCUACAGAUGUUGAACAAUCCCGAGAAGAUAGCUGAGCAGAUAAGUAAGGAUCUCGCCUGGCUCACCUCCCACCUGAUGGCUCUGUGGACCCAGUUCCUAGACACGGUGACUCUGCACUCCCAGGUGACCUCUUAUCUCACCCAGGAGCAUCACACCUUGAGGGUCCGACGCUUUUCUGAGGCCUUCUUUUAUAUGGAGCACCAAAAGCUCGCAGUCCUGACCUUUCAAGAGAAUCUGAUACAGACACACAGCCAGCUGUCUCUGGACAUCCGGAACUCGGAGUACCUCACCACCAUGCCCCCGCUGCCCGCGGAGUGCCUGGACAUUGAUGGCGACUGGAACACCUUGCCGGUUAUCUUUGAGGACAGAUACGUGGACUGCCCUGCAACAGGGCACAAUUUGAGUGUUUACCCUAAUUUUGAUGUUCCAAUGACAAAUCCUGCAAUAAUGAAUCUAAAAGACAGAGAAGAGAACCCUAUUGUAAAUAGAAAAUCACCUUUUAGGGAAGACCUUGCAUUGCCUACCAUGAAACCACCCCAAGUGGACUCUGAUGAGGACGUUAUUAGGUGUCCAGAGCCAGAUGACAAUGUAAACACACCAAAACGUGCAGACAUGUGCUCCGAAUCUCAGGUGUAUCUGACAAUUGGUGAAUCCCAGAACAAAGCAGGUUUGCCUGAGGAGGAAUGUUGGACUGGCCAGAGGUCUGAUGUUGGAACACAUCCAUCGGCAGAUGAGGACCUGCCCCGAAGGAGUCCAGGUCCAGAGGAUGGUCAGGCCCUGGCACUCACCUACAUUGAUGUGAAAUCUAGCAAUAAGAGGCCUUGCAGUGCUGAACCCACAGUGGUCAUUAGUGCUCAGCAGGAGAGUGAGCACUCUCCAGAUAACUAUGACUCGGACAGAGCUGUGCCAGGCCAAGAGGUAGCAGGUGGAGGUCAUCAAAAUACCAUCCUUUCGGAGAAAACAAUGCUGCAUGAGUUAAGUACUCUAGGAAAGGUUGCAGACCAGGAGGGCAAGGUAGUGCUGCUCAGUCUGAAGCUCAUCCCCUCGGAGCCCUGCGAUCCACUGAACUUGACUUUGAGGGAUCCCUUGGAUGUUAGGGCUUCCCCAAAGGACCCUCACACCGAGGAGCAGGAGGAAGUGUUGGUGCUUUCUGGGGUCAUCAAGAGAUCUUCUUCCAUCAUCUCUGAUUCAGGCAUUGAGAGCGAGCCAAGCUCUGUUGCCUGGUCCGAGGCGCGAAGCAGGGCCCUGGAGUUACCCAGUGACCGGGAAGUCUUGCACCAUCUGGUUCGAAGACAUGCCCUGCACAGGAACUCCUUAGAGGGUGGACACACAGAGAGCAAUACGAGUUUGCCGAGUGGGAUCCAGGCGUCUCUCACCUCCAUUAGCUCAUUGCCUUUUGAGGAGGAAGAACGGGAGUUGGCACUCACCAAGUUGACCAAGUCUGUGUCUGCACCCCAAAUCAGCAGCCCAGAGGAGUCUGCUGAAGACACAGACACCAUGCAGCAAGGUGGAGAUCUUGCUGAAAGUCCAGCCGUACCCGUGGAGAGCCUAGACUCCCCGGGAUCCAGAAUCCAGGAUGCUGGGGAAGACCAUUCCCUUACGCAGGUGGUUUCCGGUGCUGACAGCCAGCAGGGCCCUGGUUACAUAGACAUCCCCAAAGGUACAGAGAGUCAGUUUGAUCCUCAAGGACCUUGUUGUCUUGAUGGCAGGACUGAGAACCCUCUGGGUGUUGAAACCAAAGGUCUUAAUUUAAAAAUACCACGUAUCAUAGCACUUGAAAACCCUAGGCAUGGAUCUUGUCCUAGAGUACUAAUGGAGACCCCAGAGGGCAUGCCUGAAGACUUGAAUGUGGGGAAAGACGCUCUUUCCGACAGCAGCAUCUCAGAUGAUGAGACGAUCGCCCACCAUAAGGUGCCUGAAUGGAGCUGUAGGGAAGCUGCUGAUGCCAGCAAGCUGGGUUCAGUGGGCGAGCAGAGAAGCUCACCGUGCAUCAUUGAUGAUGCAACAUUUAGCAAAGGAGCUCAUGCUCCCCUGGAGGCUGGACGCGAAGCAGGCAUCGUGUGCUCCACUGUGACUCACUCCAUUCACUCCCAGGUUUUAGGAAACCAAGAGCCAAGGACAGGCACUUCCUUCAUGGCGUCCCACUUGAGCCCUGCGGAGAACUUCACUCUGGACAGUCUGAAAGCCGUGGAGGUCGUCAACCUGUCUGUGUCUUGCACUGCCACGUGUCUCCCUUUCUCGUCUGUGCCCAAGGAGACCCCUGCCCGGGCUGGAUUCUCUGCUAAGCAGACCCCAUUGCCCAUCACUCAUCAGCCCUUGGGCUCCUUUGGAGUUGUCUCCACCCAUUCCAGCAAGUUGGAGGAAGAAGUCAGUGAAAGGAUGUACAGUUUUUAUCAGGCCAAAGAAAAAUUUAAAAAAGAACUGAAGAUUGAUGGAUUUCUGUACAGUGACUUAUCUGUACUAGCUUCUGAUAUACCGUAUUUCCCACCAGAGGAAGAGGAAGAAAAUUUGGAAGAUGGGAUUCACCUGGUAGUCUGUGUCCAUGGCCUAGAUGGGAACAGUGCUGACCUCCGCCUGGUAAAGACGUUCAUAGAACUGGGGCUUCCUGGAGGAAAGCUGGACUUCCUAAUGUCCGAAAAGAAUCAGAUGGACACAUUUGCAGAUUUUGAUACAAUGACGGAUCGGCUGUUGGAUGAAAUCAUUCAGCACAUCCAGUUGUACAAUCUCUCCAUAUCCCGAAUUAGCUUCAUCGGCCAUUCCCUUGGCAACAUCAUCAUCCGGUCGGUCCUCACGCGGCCCCGGUUUCGCUAUUACCUCAGCAAACUGCACACGUUCCUGUCGCUGUCUGGGCCGCACCUGGGGACGCUGUACAACAACAGCACGCUGGUCAGUACAGGCUUGUGGCUCAUGCAGAAAUUAAAGAAAUCCGGGUCCCUUCUGCAGCUGACCUUCAGGGAUAAUGCUGACCUGCGCAAAUGUUUCCUCUACCAAUUAAGCCAGAAAACAGGUCUGCAGUAUUUCAAAAACGUCGUGCUGGUGGCUUCACCCCAAGACCGCUACGUGCCAUUUCAUUCCGCCCGGAUCGAAAUGUGUAAAACUGCCCUCAAAGACAGACACACAGGGCCCGUGUAUGCGGAGAUGAUCGACAACCUUCUGCGCCCCCUGGUGGACGCCAAGGACUGCACGUUAAUCCGGCACAACGUGUUCCACGCCCUGCCCAACACUGCCAACGCCCUGAUCGGCCGCGCAGCGCACAUCGCCGUGCUGGACUCCGAGCUCUUCCUCGAGAAGUUCUUCCUGGUGGCCGGGCUCAGCUACUUCAAGUAGCGGCCGGGGGCCCGCCCGAGGCUUUGCGACCCGUGAGCGCUUUCGCUGAGACAUCCUUCGCAGCCCUCUGCCCCUCCGGGCGGAGCGCAAAUAGGACGGCGCCGAGGCCAGGAGGGUGGGGUGGGAGCGGCCAUUCCAGGUGCUUCGAUUUCGGAGAUGGGGGAAAAGCUGAACCAGUCCACUGUCGUGUCACCUGACAAGACGUUGCCCGAACCUGUCCAGCCACCUGGAGUCUCUUUCAAGAUGCUUUCUAGGAGAAAUAUGACAAAAUAAAGAAACAGAACACUUGGAGUUGGUGAGCCCACCUUUUUACCCACCGCUGGCUCACAGAGUCCGCUCCAGUUUCCCUAGAUCUGUCCAGUAUGUUCCUAGCUCAUAGCUUUAUCAUCCUGAUUAAAUUCAGUGCACACAAGCAUUUCAGAACUCAGGUGAACCUCUGUGUGGACGUGGAACCUAUUGGUGUAAAUAUAACCCUGGAUAGAUUCAAAUGGGCCACUUGUUCAAGACAGCGCGAUGCCCACACGAUCAUUCUCUCCCAUGUUUUCUCCACAAGGGGCAAAGGAAGGCUUUAUAAACUCCAGUCCUAUUUCACGAACAGCCGCGGGUGGGGUGAUUUAAGGUAUGGGGGGAGAAAGGCGAUGCUCUUGGUAAAUGGCAGGUUUGUUACAAAGAAAAACAACUAGAGGGAACGUGGGGAGCUCCGUGGCUUCACGUCCUCCUGCAGACUGUCUAUGCAGAGCCCUGGCCCACAAAUUAUGUUUGUGAAUGCUUAAAUCUCUGUCUGUAGUCGGGGAACACGAACUUGGAUUAAGCCUAGCAGAAGAGGGCACUGAGAUGGUUGCACAGGCGUGAAGCUCCUGGUGAUACUUUUCCAAAGAAAUGCUAUGUUAGCAUUUGAUGCAGUUGCAAAAAAUAAAAAAAAAAAAUAAAACCAUUAAUAUGGCCAGCUGCUUCUCCUCUCCGUGGAAGGAGAAACAUCUAAGCGGAGGAGUGCUGGAUCAAACCUCAGGGGAGCUCCAAGAAGGUGCUGGCUAUCUUCAAUAGAAAUGUCUUCUUGCCUUAGGAAAAUAAAGGGCUAGGAGAGGUCACCAUUGAUACAAACCAAUAAACAGCAGGGACAACAGUGAGAUCAGAGAUGAGGACAGCAGCCAGAUCGAGGACCCAGCUUAAACUGUUACUGGUAAGUCACUUAAGGGAAGUUUUGAAAAUUGCCAGGAUGUUUGAUAGGGUCCCAAAGACUGAGCCCACUCUUGGCCUAAAGGCAGCCUGGAGAAUCCCCUAGUCACACUGAAGGAAGGCGCAAGCCAGGAUCGUAGGGAUGGCUAAACGGGAGACCCACCUUCAGGAGACAGAAGGCCUCGUUUCUGCAAAAUCCCCUUCUCACGUGUUUCGUGCGGCCAGGUUCUCGGUCCCAGCGCCUGGACCGUGACCUUCGCUCCCCAGGGCCAUGGUCAUAAAACCAAGUAAACCUUGGCUCAUCUGAGAACUGUAGUCCUCAAUGUUAACAGUGUGGCUUGGCGAAACAAAUGCCGACCGCGAGAAACCAGGCUGGGAAGGCGGCUUUGCAGGAUGGGAGACCCGUGGGUUCCUCGUGAAAGAAGGUGGGGGUGGAGUUGAAUGAGCCGCAAGGGCAGACUCCCCCUCAGUGCAGUUAGGGUUUCUCUGUGGGUCUCCUGUGAACUUUCCUUAUAUCCUAGGCUUCACCUGUAUGGGAUCAAGGCGUCCCAUGGGUAUUUUUCCAAGUUCCCGCUCUACAGAGAUGGGCUCCUCAGGAGCAGCACGGAUCUGCAGUGUAACCCGGAGGAACUGGUUCCUGCGGUGGAGCCCACGAUGUGUUUCCCGGUCUAGACGCGUGCUCAUGCUCCGUGCAGGACCAUACCUUAGUAGCAACUUCUCCUUUUUGGCCAAAUGAGGAGGCCUGCCCCUCUGAUGAGAGCAUUUCAUUUUGUUUCUGAUACCCAUCAGCAAAGUUUGUCAUUCCCUGGUCACUUACAAGACCGUGUAGCCAGCGGUUAUGGAGCAAGGUGAAUCCAAUGACCAUCGUCUUUUCCAAAAACCAGAUGCCAUUUUUAACUUCAAUAUGCUGUCUGGACAUAGUGAGAACUCAUGGCAAUAAACGUCCAGCUGCAUGCACCCCUUGUUUAUAGGGGUGAUCUGCUGUCUUUGUACCCUCUCUGGCCUCUGAGCAUCUAUUCUAUUGUGUAGAAAGUAUAUCUCUAUAUUGUAAAUAAGAGUGUCCAGUGUUACGUGUCAUGCCUCAUUUGAAAAGGCUUUUUUAUGUCUCUUUCUAAUGGAGUAUAGAUAUCUAAUAUAUAUAUAUAUACAUAAAUAUAUAUAUAUAAUGUAAAACAGGGACACUAUUUAUUUAUUAUGAAAAUUAUAAACAAAAUGCCUGCCAAGAUAAUGGUCUAGUAUGUUUUCAUUCUUAGCAUCAUUUCUGUUCUUUGUUUUUAUGGUUGGUUAAGUUUAUCAGAAGUAGUUAGAAAUAAAAAUUGCUACUCCUGAGAUUCAUUGGAAUCCGUUGUUCACAAGCCAAAUAUAGCCAAGAAGUAGAUGGGAACCAAAAGUGCCCUGGGGGCCAAACUCAUACCUGGAUGGCAGGUUGAAGGCACUGGAGUGCUCCGAGCCCGGGGAGAGGCGGGAGAGAGGAGAGGCUCCUGCUGGCACCCACAGGCCACAGGGGUUUGCUGAGCGACUUCCCUCCAUGCCUGAUGGGAGCACAGGGAUCCAAGGCGCAGCCCCCGCCCUCAAAGAGCACAAGGGAGAGGCAACCUUGUGAUGAAGGAGGGCUUUGGCGAGGCAGUUCAUUCGUUCAUUCAUUCAUUCACUCAUUCAGCAAAUCUAUAUGGAGGGCCUGUUGUUGCAAGAAUGUACAGGUCAGAUUGAGCAGCUCGAAGUCUGGUCAAAUGGGAAGGUGAAGGAGGUCGGCACCCACCCAGGGGUAGGGAUCAAAGUGUGCUCAGAAGAGGGACGCCCAGCCUUCACUGGAGAUGUGUGGGGUCAGGAGAGGGCCUCGGCAAGAGAGGAUGUCUACACCCAGACACCAGGCCGAGUCAGUGUUGGCAUGAAGGUGGGUGGCAGGGAACCCCCGGACGGGGAACAGAAUGUCUGAGAGGCUCGAGGAGGGACAUCCAGGACCUCCAGCACACUGGGCAGGCUGAUGGAGAUCGUGCUGGGAUCCAGAGUGACAGGGCAGGGGUGUGAGAGGCCAGCCACCACGCGGGACUCUCUUCCCUUUCAGGAGGAGAUUCCCAUCAUUCACACUAGUAGGAGAAUGUCCUCUCAGCAGCAGGGGCUCUGCCAACCCCUUGUGUUCACAUCCUUCUCCCAGGUUAGUUCAUAGGACAGACCCAACCCUUCAUCUGGUGGGAAGCCCAGGGCCACCAUGCAACCCCCACUCACCUUUGACCUUGACACCGUAGACACGUCUUCCCAGCUUCUCACGCAGAAAAGCCGGAGCAAACGGCAUCCCAUUCUGUGCAUGGAAGUCAUCAGGGGAGAUGCCGGCAGGGGUGUUUGGGGGCGACCAUGCCAGCUGCUCUAGGUCAUGUGUGUAUGUGGGUGAGAGCCCUCCCUUCCGUAGACAGCUGGGCAGUCUGCAGCCCCAGCAGGUUGAAGUCACGUGCUCAAAGCUACAGUCCCUCAUUCGGUCACGGACAUUCCCUCACAGCCCGCCACAAGCCGCGGAUGGGACACGAGGCAAAAGCAAAGGGGCAGACAGAAACACAGCAGCCCGCCCUGAUGGAGAAUGCAUGAGAGGGGAGGGGAGCUCGCAGAAAGUCACAGGCACGGUGAGAUGGCAAAGGCCAGUUUCGGAAGGAGCCCUGAGAGGAGCCCAUGGGAUUCAGGGGGACACCAAUACAGUGUGCAAAUGAGAAGGAACAAACUAGAAAUGGUAGCAUGUGACCCAGGUUUUCCCGUGAAGUAUAAAAACAUUUUAAAGUGCGAGGACAGGACAGAGUCGUCAGUGAGCCUUCAUUUGUGUGAGAUGGUGGCACUUCUCCAAGACACACCCAUUGACUUGAAAGCCUGCCCUUAGGUAUUUGCAGACGUAAUUGUCACUUCUCUUUUGCUGUGCGUCUUGUUUGGGUUUCGUACAGUAUCUUUCGGAGCAUUGGCAAUAACCAGGGAGGGCGUACAGUUGCACAGGUUUUAUAAAAAAGCAUGGCGAUGGCACGUAGAGGAAGAGUUGUGCUUGCUUCCAUUGUUAUUGCAAGGUAUCCAUUCCAACACCCUUAGGGAGGAUGUGUGUCAGUCUUUCACGGAUAGAGCCAAGCUCCAUACGCUCGCAUCUGGACCAGUUUCAUGUCUUUGUUUCCUAUUUUUUUCUUUGCUUAUUCUUCCCAUGCUUUAUUGAGCCCCUAUUUUGUGCUUGGUACUAGAUUAAAGAACUAUUAACAUAAAUCACAUAAGCCUAAACACUAAAAGGAUCCGGAGGGAUAAUAGCAUUUAAUGUUUUAUUUUUAACUGUUCGUUGUGAAAUGAAAGCCAUGGGACCUCAAUAUCUAAGAGGAACAGCGUAUGUUUAAUCCAGACUCUGAGGGUUAGCAGUUGAGCUUUGCCCUUCCACCUCUGCUUGUCCACGCAGGGCUCCAUUCACCUAUCGCAAAGCAGGAGUGCACUGCAGUGACUUUCCAAGCCUUUCGGCAUCCCUUCCUCCUUUCUUUUUUCUUUUCUUUCUUUUUCUUAAAUUU